AUGAAAUUUACUAUCGCCUUCGCUGCCAUUCUGGCCGUUGCCCUGGCCGCUCCUGCGAACGAAGAUCGGGAUGCUCAGAUUGUUAAAUACGAAAAUGAUAACUUAGGUCUUCAGGGUUACCGAUUCCAAUACGAUACCAGCAAUCGGCUCCAGCGGCAAGAGGAAGCUCAGCUGAAGAACUUUGGAGAGGAUGUUAGCGCACUGGUGGUUCGAGGAUCGUACUCCUACACCGGUGACGACGGUCAGGUGUACACGGUGAACUAUAUUGCCGACGAAAAUGGAUUCCAGCCAGAAGCCGCCCAUCUCCCAAGAGCGUAA
Molecule: messenger RNA, 318 nt
Organism: Sabethes cyaneus
Lineage: Eukaryota; Metazoa; Arthropoda; Insecta; Diptera; Culicidae
Product: flexible cuticle protein 12-like
Exons: 2
Coding region: 1-318 (105 amino acids)
Cellular component (GO): chitin-based extracellular matrix
Molecular function (GO): structural constituent of chitin-based larval cuticle
Source: RefSeq, a predicted model, not a curated record